GACUUCGGCGUGGACCACGCCCGGGUGGCGGAGUUCAGCGCCAAGGUGCUGCAGGCCCGGGAGCAGCAGAGGGAGCUGGGGGCCCUGCUGCAGGCCGAGGACCGGCUCCGCUACUACCUCAACCCCCAGUACCGGGGUCUCUUCCAGCACCUGGGCCGCCUCGAGGGCGGGCUGCUCUUCCUGGUGGAGCUGAGGGGCGACCUGGUGGAGGGGCUGGCGACCAAGGCGGUGGAUGGGCCUCACGUCAAGGGGAGGGCUGGGCUGGGGGAAAUGAGUGGAGUUCUAAAGAACAUGCUGUCAGAGUGGUUCUCGACAGGAUUCCUAAACUUGGAACGGGUUACUUGGCAAUCACCUUGUGAAGUCCUCCAGAAAAUUAGUGAUUCUGAAGCUGUGCAUCCUGUUAGAAACUGGGUUGAUAUGAAGCGCCGAGUUGGGGCAUACAGAAGAUGCUACUUCUUCUCUCACUGUGCUAUCCCAGGAGAACCAUUGAUAGUCUUGCACGUUGCACUCACCAGUGAUAUCUCCAGCAGCAUCCAGGCCAUAGUGAAAGAAGUGCCGCCUUUAGAAACAGAAGAUGCAGACAAAAUCACAACAGCCAUUUUCUACUCCAUCAGUUUGACUCAGCAGGGACUGCAAGGUGUGGAGCUUGGGACUCACCUCAUCAAGAGGGUAGUAAAAGAGCUGCAG
Merops nubicus (carmine bee-eater) is the source of this 687-nucleotide messenger RNA. RefSeq names its product malonyl-CoA decarboxylase, mitochondrial-like. The record is from RefSeq and is a predicted model, not a curated record. Gene Ontology annotation, molecular function: malonyl-CoA decarboxylase activity. The annotation marks the transcript as partial. The transcript has 4 exons. Gene Ontology annotation, biological process: positive regulation of fatty acid oxidation; fatty acid biosynthetic process; malonyl-CoA catabolic process. Gene Ontology annotation, cellular component: mitochondrial matrix; peroxisomal matrix. Lineage: Eukaryota; Metazoa; Chordata; Aves; Coraciiformes; Meropidae.